This is a messenger RNA of Contarinia nasturtii (swede midge), 1032 nucleotides long. It is a transcript of the gene SrpRbeta, whose product is annotated as signal recognition particle receptor subunit beta. The transcript has 4 exons. Gene Ontology annotation, molecular function: GTP binding. NCBI's taxonomy places the organism in Eukaryota, Metazoa, Arthropoda, Insecta, Diptera, Cecidomyiidae. Bases 127 to 864 code for a protein of 245 amino acids. The record is from RefSeq and is a predicted model, not a curated record.
UGUAGACGUGUAUGGUAAAACGUCAUUCGAUCACCCAACAAAUGUGUAGUACAUUAUUCGAAUGGGAAUUGUUAUUUAUUUAAUUGUUAUUUUGUGUUGCAUAGACCAGAGAUCAGUGAAAUAAUAAUGGAGAAGACAAAGUCAUUUAAAAAUCCAAAACCAACCAUAAAAUUAAGCGAUUUAGAUUUUACACCAGUAUAUAUUGCACUUUUUGUGGUUCUCAUUUCAAUUGUACUGUUCUUCUUGUGGAAAAAGAAAUCUCAGAAACGGACCGAUCUUCUGUUGACCGGACUCUGUGAAUCCGGUAAAACAUUAUUGUUUUCACAGCUAUUGCACAAUGUGGUUUGUGAAACGUUCACAUCAAUUGCUGAAAAUGUUGGUGAUUAUUUAGCUGAAGGUAGUGGCAAAGUGCUUCGUGUUAUUGACAUUCCAGGCCAUGAACGAUUGCGUGGUCGGUUCUUUGAUCAAUACAAGAAUACCGCAAAAGGAAUCGUUUUUGUUGUCGAUAGCACAACAGUUCAAAAGGAUAUUCGUGAUGUGGCCGAUUAUCUCUACACAAUUUUAGCUGAUCCAAGUGUUGCUUCAGUGCCCAUAUUAAUUGCAUGUAAUAAGCAAGAUGAAACCUUUUCCAAGGGCAGUUCCGUGAUAAAACCGCUACUUGAAAAGGAAUUGAAUUUGGUUCGAAACACACGUCAAAACCAACUCAAAUCUGUGGAUAAUUCAACAUCGGAGGCUGUCUUCCUGGGAAAACAAGGAAAAGACUUUGAAUUUGGCCAUCUUUCACAGUCCGUCGAUGUCAUUGAAUGUUCUGGAAAAGAUAAUGAAGUCGACAGCAUCGAAGAUUGGCUGAAGCAAUUUAAUUAGAAACAAAACGAAACACGUACACACAUAACAUACACAUACAAAUACAUAAAUAAAACCAUUAGAUCCCAUUUGAGUUUUUCUAUACUAUUUAUUAAUGUCCGUUGUUCUCUAAUGACCGACUAAUGUCAAACAAUUUAAAUAAUAAAUGGGCUUAUACUUUUCUUAUAA